This is a messenger RNA of Cucurbita maxima (winter squash), 2796 nucleotides long. RefSeq names its product mitochondrial proton/calcium exchanger protein-like. The transcript has 15 exons. Lineage: Eukaryota; Viridiplantae; Streptophyta; Magnoliopsida; Cucurbitales; Cucurbitaceae. Gene Ontology annotation, cellular component: mitochondrial inner membrane. The record is from RefSeq and is a predicted model, not a curated record. Bases 194 to 2431 code for a protein of 745 amino acids. Gene Ontology annotation, molecular function: ribosome binding; calcium ion binding. Gene Ontology annotation, biological process: intracellular monoatomic cation homeostasis.
UAAGAACAAAACCUCAACCUCUCUAAAACCCCAUUUCCCCGCACAGCCUCCUCUUCCCGCGAUCACUCUCCCUCGCUUCCCUUUACGUUCUCCAUUGUUGGCGCUCUCUACUGCUACCAUCACCGCUGACGGUUAGCUUGCUCAAGAAAGUUUCGUGCAUAUAUGCUCAUAAAGAUAGUACAGUUUGGUGAUAAUGGCUUCCAAUGCAAUUUUAAGACGGAAGAGGCUUUUUUCUCAUUAUGAGAACUCCUAUAUACGCACAACUCGAUGUUUACAGUGGACUGGGAAUGUUGGUCAGAAUGAUGGUUCACUUGGUUCUAUUUCCAAUAAUGACGAUCCCUCUGCUGUUUCUAACCAUAGCAUAGGAAAUAGAAUCAGACCUGAAUUGCUUAAUUUUACGGGAGUUCAGAAGUUUAGGCAAAUAUGCUAUAGCAUUCCGAUGUCAGAUCAUGGGAAUUUCAAUGUUUAUACUCCUGGUGGAAUUGGAUUGAUGUCACAGUCCAUUCGGAAUGCUUCCACUUCUGCGGCUAAACAACCUGAUUUGAGCAGUGACGAUGAGGAGAACAAUGAAUUGGUUGCUAAAAAGAGGAAGGAAGCAUCUCCAGAGGAAUGUGAUCAAGCUGUGGAAGGUCUGAGCACUGCCAAAGCUAAAGCAAAGGCUAGACGAUUACAAGAGUCUCAAAGCAUAGUUGCCACCUCUUUGCAAAGAGCAUGGGCAAUCGUCAUAGGGAUAGGUCCUGCUUUAAGGGCUGUUGCUUCAAUGAGCAGGGAGGACUGGGCAAAGAAGCUUGUUCACUGGAAAGAAGAAUUUGUAUCAACCUUACAACAUUACUGGUUGGGUUUCAAGCUUUUGUGGGCUGAUGUGAGGAUUAGUUCAAGAUUGCUUCAAAAACUUGCUGGUGGGAAGAAUCUCUCAAGGCGGGAGAGACAACAGCUAACUCGGACCACAGCCGAUAUCUUUAGAUUGGUUCCUUUUGCUGUUUUUAUCAUAGUCCCAUUCAUGGAAUUUCUGCUGCCAGUUUUUCUUAAAUUAUUUCCCAACAUGUUACCAUCAACUUUUCAAGACAAGAUGAAGGAACAGGAAGCAUUGAAAAGGAGGCUUAAUGCAAGAAUAGAGUAUGCUAAGUUCCUUCAAGACACGGCCAAGGAAAUGGCUAAAGAAGUUCAAAACUCGAGAAGUGGAGAAAUUAAGAAGACAGCUGAAGAUCUUGAUGAGUUUUUGACCAGGUUGAGGACUGGUGCACGUGUGUCUAAUGAGGAAAUCUUAGGAUUUGCCAAGCUGUUCAAUGAUGAACUCACAUUAGAUAAUAUCAGCAGGUCUCGAUUAGUAAAUAUGUGCAAGUACAUGGGCAUCAGCCCUUUUGGGACCGAUGCAUAUUUACGUUAUAUGCUCCGUAAAAGAUUGCAACGGAUAAAGGAAGACGAUAAAUUAAUACAAGCAGAGGGGGUGGAGUCCCUUUCUGAAUCUGAGCUUCGUGAAGAUUGUCGGGAGAGGGGCAUGCUUGGGUUGCUCUCAGUAGAAGAAAUGCGGCAACAGCUUCGUGAUUGGUUGGAUCUGUCGCUUAACCAUUCUGUUCCCUCUUCACUUUUGAUCCUUUCAAGAGCAUUCACAGUUUCUGGAAAGGUGAAACCAGAGGAAGCUGUCCUGGCUACACUGUCUUCUCUGCCAGAUGAGGUUGUAGAUACUGUGGGCGUAACUGCUUUGCCAUCUGAAGAUUCCAUAUCAGAAAGGAGGAGAAAGUUAGAGUUCCUUGAAAUGCAGGAGGAAAUGAUCAAGGAGGAGGAGGAGAAAGAAGAAGAGGAACAAGCUAAAAUGAAGGAAUCCAAAUCCAGCCAAGAAGAUAUAGCUCUGAAGGAGAUGGUCAACCCCAUGACAAGAGAAGCUAUAGAACAAGCUAGAGCAAAAGCUUCAGAAAAACAAGAGCACCUCUGUGAAGUCAGUCGUGCGUUGGCUGUUUUAGCUUCUGCCUCUUCUGUCAGUAGAGAGCGUGAAGAAUUCCUGCAGCUUGUGAAUAAGGAGAUAGAACUCUAUAAUAGCAUGGUAGGAAGAGAAGGCACCGAUGGUGAAAAAGAGGUCAGGGAGGCAUAUAGAGCUGCUCGAGAAGAAAGUGAUCAGUCUACUGAAGAGUCAGAAGGAGAUGACAUUUCAUCAGCACUUGUUGAAAGAGUUGAUACUAUGCUUCAAAAACUAGAAAAGGAAAUUGAUGAUGUGGAUGCCAAAAUUGGUGACCGUUGGCAAUUACUAGACACGGAUUUUGAUGGUAAAGUUACUCCCGAAGAGGUUGCAGCUGCUGCUAUGUACUUAAAAGAUACAUUAGGGAAGGAAGGCAUCCAAGAGCUUGUCAGUAGUCUUUCCAAAGAUAAAGAUGGCAAAAUUCUUGUAGAAGACAUUGUGAGAUUGGGCAGUCAGGUCGAAGACGCCAAUUCUUGAAUAUUGAAUAUCAACAAAUUACAAAGGUAAGAUAUUCACAUUUUUUGAUAGAUGAUUGCUGAACUCUCGUAUAGGUAAGUCGAAACCAAAAUCCGAGUCGUAUCACCUGUUAGAAAAAAGUCGUUAAAUCUCCAAGCCGAACAUAGGAAUACUUUUAGAAAUUGUUCCUGUGCUCAUAGCUUCCUUGGAGUGCUUUGCUGUUUCUAUAAAGGUUAGCAAAGGUUCAAUGGGUAUAAAUACAUGUAAACAAAAUUAGAGGACUUUAAGCUGUGUAUGAGUGUUCGUUAUAGCAAAAGUAUUGGGAACUGAAAACUUACCUACCUACAUAUGUAAUAUUGUAGUAAUGCUUUUUCCAUGUUUGGAGU